Molecule: messenger RNA, 1401 nt
Organism: Doryrhamphus excisus (bluestripe pipefish)
Lineage: Eukaryota; Metazoa; Chordata; Actinopteri; Syngnathiformes; Syngnathidae
Gene: rpp25a
Product: ribonuclease P/MRP subunit p25, a
Biological process (GO): tRNA 5'-leader removal
Cellular component (GO): ribonuclease MRP complex
Molecular function (GO): RNA binding
Source: RefSeq, a predicted model, not a curated record
UAUGGACUGUAAACAAUGACGGAACCAACGGAUCAGAUGAGAACUUCACUCAGUCAGAAGAACUUGAGGAGAGUGAGCCGCACAGAAGACAGCAGUCCCUAUCCCAUUCCUGGACUUGCCACGGACUUUCUCCACAUGAGAGUGAAAGAAGGAAGCAAGAUCCGCAAUUUACUGCGCUUCGCAACAGCUCGCAUGCAAGACCAAGGCAAAAACAGCGAGACAUCGUUGAGACAGGUCGUCUUCACCGGUUCGGACAGAGGAGUCACUAAGACCAUCACUUGUGUGGAGAUCCUCAAACGCAAAGUGGCAGGACUCCACCAGGUCUCCAAGCUCUACUACAAGACAGUGAAUGAGGUUUGGGAAGAUGACGGAGACGGAGACGGAGACGCGGGGGGAAGCAGGCAGAGGACAGUCCCUGCCAUCUGUAUCCUGCUGUCCAAAGACCCUCUCGACGCUCAGGAGCCCGGAUACCAACCUCCACAUACCGCGAUCACAGAGGACACGGACACAUGUGAAGGCGUGACCCGGACGCCGCAUGGGCCACCCUCGGCUAAGCGAAUACGUAUGGAAGACUGGAGUCAAAGUGUGCCUCCGUUGACAAAUCCAUUUCAGGGUGGCCUAGUCGGCUUACCAGGACAAAAACAUGGCGAGAGAAAGAGGCGGUUCAACUAGCAACCAGCCGGUCCACUCUAGACAGAGAAGAACCUGUUUUUGAUGUAGGUCCUUAAAAACCGCAGAGAAGAAGACUACUACCCCCAUCCAGAUAGAGAAGCUGCUCCUUAUGCAUCCAUUUCUGUACCGCUGGUCAUCGUUAGGGUCCCGGGUAAGCUGGAGCCUAUCCUCGCUGACGGUCAGAGGCGGGGUACACCUGGACUGGACGCCCAUCGCAGGGAACAUGUACUCCGUAUAUGGACCAGCAACCACUCACGUUCACUUUAAGACCAAUGGACAAUUCAGAGAAGCACCAAACUACACGCAGAACAGAAAGGACAUAAUAAGUAAAUUAUGAAUAUGUAAAAAGUAUGUGCUUUUUAACAUUGGUACACUAUUAUCUGUAUGUAUUACUAUUACUAUUACUAUUACUAUUACUAUUAAAGUGGAAUCCUAUGCCAAAUAUCACACCAACUAGCACAAUAUUAAUUAGAACCAUUAGACAUAUUAUGUAGUAUGGGCUGCACGGUGGACAAGUGGUUAGAACGGAGGCCACAGCUAGGGGUUCAAUUCCACCCUAGGACAUCUCUGUGUGGAGUUUGCAUGUUUCUCGGGUACUCCGGUUUCCUCCCACAUUCCAAAAACAUGUUAGGUUAAUUGGCCACUCCAAAUUAUCCAUAGGUAUGAAUGUGAGUGUGAAUGGUUGUUUGUCUAAAUAAAUUAAAAGUGUUUUGUACAGUACCGUUCAUA